Molecule: messenger RNA, 3426 nt
Organism: Seriola dumerili (greater amberjack)
Lineage: Eukaryota; Metazoa; Chordata; Actinopteri; Carangiformes; Carangidae
Product: amyloid beta A4 precursor protein-binding family B member 1-interacting protein-like
Exons: 13
Coding region: 49-1542 (497 amino acids)
Biological process (GO): signal transduction
Cellular component (GO): cytosol; plasma membrane
Source: RefSeq, a predicted model, not a curated record
CACUUCAUGAUGCUCCCAUGUGUGACAGAGACAGAAAAGAAAUGAGUUAUGGAACCAGAAGUUAGGACUGACGCUCACAUGUGGGAGGCAGAAGUCCCAGAGGCCGCAAAGAUGAACGACAUAGACGCCAUGUUCAGUCACCUGCUCGGAGAGAUUGAUCAUCUCUCUCAGAGUUUGUCGUCUGCAGCAGAGGCACCAGAAGAGGAUCCUGCUUCACACAGACACAGCACCUUCUCCAUCGGCUUCACGGACCUGAAUGAGUCUCUUAAUGAGCUGGAGGACCAUGACCUGGACGCCCUGGUGGCUGACCUGGGAUCAAAAUCAACCACACAAGAUCUUGCCACUGAACAACAGACCAGCAGCGCUACAGAUAAUCAAACUGCACCAUCUGCCAUGACUCAGGGAUAUGAGGCAACAGCUGCCCUUCCUCUACCACCGAACACUGCUGAAUUUUCUGGAGAGCUGCAGAGGAAUGAACCACAGACAAAGGCAGACAAAAUUAAACUGGCUCUGGAGAAGCUGAAAGAAGCCAAAGUGAGGAAGUUGAUAGUAAAGGUGAUGAUGGGUGACGGCAGCUCCAAGACUCUGAUGGUGGAUGAAAGACAAACGGUGAGGGACGUUUUAGACAAGCUGUUUGAGAAGACUUACUGUGACUGCAGCAUCGACUGGAGUCUGUGCGAGACCAAUCCUGAGCUGCUGAUUGAGAGAGGCUUUGAGGACCAUGAAAGUUUAGUGGAGCUGCUGUCCUCGUGGACUCGCCACAGUGAAAACAAAAUCUAUUUUGUGUCAAGACCUCAGAAGUAUGUGAUGUUCAAAGACCCACAGUUAUUUUACAUGUGGAAGAAGAAGAAGUCGGUUUUGAGUGGGAUUAAUGAACAUGCCAAAAAACUCUUAAUCAAGGAGCAUUUUGGGGGCUCUACGGUGAUUGUUCCUAAUCUUGAGGGCAUGCUGCACCUGAAGGAAGAUGGGAAGAAGGUUUGGAAACCUCGCUACUUCUUGCUCAGGGCCUCGGGCAUCUACUACGUACCCAAGGGAAAGACAAAGUCCUCCAGUGAUCUCGCCUGUUUUGUCCGUUUUGAAAAGGUCAACAUCUACACCACCAACAACUACAAACAGAAAUACAGAGCCCCCACCAACUUCGGCUUCAUGCUGAAGCAUCCCUGCAUCCAGAAAGAGUCUCACUACAUCAAGUUCCUUUGCUGUGACAACGAACACACACUGUUGCUGUGGGUGAACUCCAUCAGAAUAGCCAAGACGGAUCCAAGAGCCACGCCACUGGGAUCAGCCCACAUCUGGAUCCAUCUCCACCCAAAAUCACAGCUGUUGAAGACUAUUCACAGGAGUCACCACCUGACUUCAUCCCUCCUCCUCCGGGCCACACACACAUUUGAGACACAUCUUCACCUCCCUCUGUGUACCAUGGUUAACUUCCCACCCAAACUUUUACAUCUGGUCAUACAAAUGUCUGAUAAUGAGGCUUCAGUCAUGGACAAACAUGUAGUCAUUGUAGUAGUAGCGUUACAUGCCUAUGAUGCAAAGUAGCAUAUUCUUUAAGUUAUUUAUUCUCAAAUCUAUAAUGAUAUUUGUGUUUCGUUUUGCACAAAUAUAUUAACAUACAUAACAGUAUGUUGUAAAUUACUACGUUUUGCGUCAGCUUUACGAAACCAAACGAACAGUUCUGUUCAUUGUUUCAAUGAGCUGUUUAUUACAAAAAGACUGUACAUAAAUUUCAAUCAACACAUCCUAUGUACAAACUGAGAGGAGAAGACAAAUAUCAGAUUCUGUUCCCAUGAACAUUUAAGUUACUGAUCGUUAUUUUUUUUUUCCACGUUUGAUCAUAAGAAAACACACAUCAAAGAAAGGCGCCUUGACCUGUGAUGCCCUGAAAUGCUCAACGUUAAGUGGUAAACAUUACAAAGUUCUGCACGUCAGUGGUUGUCUCAUGAUUUCUCUAUGAAAAAAGUAUAAAUAAAUCCUUUACAUACAAACUGCCAACGAACCUUCCUCAGCAGUCUCAGACAUAAGAACAAGUUGAAUGCAAAGCUAAAAAUACAUUAGGUAGAAAAAGUUGUUUUCUCACAAAAAAUUACCUCAUGAUGGAAAAAAUACAAUCAAGAAUGGGAUGUAGUGGCAAAUCAUUCGCUGUAAUGACGGUUAGAUACUUUCAUGCACAGAGGCUCAAUGAAUACUGUUGAUCUGACUGAGUCUUUGUCUUUUCUAGUCCGUGUAGAAACCUGAAAAUGUUACCUCUAGAUCCAUUUCAGAAUAAAAGUUCAUGUCCAAUGCCCAUUAUCUCUAUAGUACAUGUGAUUAUGUUUGUUUAUGUGACUUGUUAGAAACAUAUAUUCUGAGAUAAGCAUUAGCUUCAAUGAUAUUUGACAGUGAGCUUUACUUGCACCAACAAUCACUUUGUAAGAGCAGGCAUCUUAUUUUGCAAAAGUAGUAGAAAUCGAGAAAAAAAGAAAAGUCUUCGUAUAAGCCCUCAGGAUUGCAUUUCAUUCCCUCACUGCAGAUAGCGCAUGUCGUUCAUGUGUAGCACAGACUCUAGAGAAAAAAAAUGUAAGUAGCAGACUGAUUCUAGCUGUAGUACAUUACUGCUGAGUCACCUACAUUCACUACAAUGCAGAAGUGGUUGAAGAUCAAAACGACCAAUGUUCACUUCCUGGAACAAAAUAAGGAGGCUUACAUCCUUUGUUAUAUUUCUAUGUAGAGCAGUCUUGUUUUGAGGUUGUCUGGGUUGGUGACUAUGGUUAUUGAGCACCAGUGUGAAGCACCACACCAUCAACCGCUGAAAGAAAUGACAACAAACGUAAAGGUUAGCUGAUACUUGAUCUGAUCCUGCGUUGCAAUCAGAGCCAUGAAGGAAAAUCAUAAAGUCAUCACAGUCGUUGAUAACUAAUCAGUGCAGCUAUUCCAACACAAUGGAAAACAACAUGAAAACACACAAGUCAGUCCUUCCUCUGCUUCACAUUUUGAAGCAAGAAACAUCUCGGAGCUCUGCUACAGUAGCUGGACAGCAUCACCAAGUAUAGUGACAGUGAUCAAAGUGAUACAGCUGUGACUUAACAGAAAAAAUACAUGUUUAUACACGGCCACUUUUGCCCAGAUAGAGUUGAAAUGGCACUGUGAGUGAUGAAUAAAAUCAAUAUUCAAGUAAAAAUAAACACAAAAUAAAAAAAACAAAACAAAAAAAAAACAAUCUUGGCACCACCUCCACUGACGCUGAUGGAAACUCACAGGUGAAACACACUAUCUGACAAAUGUACUGUACUGGCAGCUUCUCACAUUACAGUUUAUAUACACGUUAGAGAACAGAAAGAAACUCCACCAGAAAGAAGAAACGGUUUUCUUUUUUUCUUUUUUUGUAAUGUAUUUUAUACACUCACUCCACCCUUUGUAACAGCAUCCCCACCGACACAGAGCAUA